AUUAUAAUUUUUGUAAACAUUUUUUACGUAAAAUAUGGAAAAAAUGGAAGAAUUUCGAGUGCUAGAAUUAUUUAGCGGAAUCGGCGGUAUGCAUUACGCAUUUAAAUAUUCAAAUUUACCUGGUGAAAUUGUAGCUGCCAUAGACAUAAAUACAGUGGCUAACGCUGUUUAUGCUUAUAACCAUGAAAAAACUCCACUACUUAAUAAUAACAUUCAACGACUUAAUCUUAAAACACUCGAGAAACUAAAUAUCAACACAAUAUUGAUGUCACCGCCAUGUCAGCCACACACACGUCAGCAUUUAUCAAAACAACGAGAUAUAGAAGAUAAUCGAUCUGAUGCGCUUCGUCAUCUAUGUCAGCUUAUACCAGAAUAUAAAAAUUUGCAAUAUGUAUUAUUAGAAAACGUUAAAGAUUUUCAAAGUUCACAAUCACGUAAUUGUUUCAUUGAUGCUCUGAAGUCGUCUGGUUUUCAGUACAGUGAAUUUAUUAUAAGCCCAACACAAUUUGGUAUACCAAACACAAGACAUAGAUAUUACUGCAUAGCACGCAAGUAUAAAGAUUUUCCAUUCGAUUGCUCGCACGUAUUGACAAGUAUGCCUAAUAUAAAAACAAGUUCAAAGAACUCAAAAACGAUCGAAGAAUUUUUAGAUGUCGAACUCACAAACGAAACUUCCUACAACUCAACACUUCCUGAAAAAAUCUUAAGAAAAUACGUCUGGCUCUUGGAUAUAGUAACAAAAGACUCCAAUAAUAGUGCUUGUUUUACUAAAGCAUAUACACACUAUAGCGAAGGUACAGGUUCCGUAUUUACACCUUGCAGUCUCUCCGAAACACAACAAAUUUUUGAGAAACUAAAAUCUCUCGAAAAGGAUGACAGUGAAAUUGUAGAGAGAUUGCGUUUAGAAAUGCUUCAAAGUUUAAAAUUACGUUACUUUUCGCCCAGUGAAGUAUCGCGCUUAAUGUGUUUUCCAGCGUCAUUCAAUUUUCCAAAAGAAACUACAACCCGCCAAAAAUAUCGACUACUUGGUAAUAGCAUAAAUGUACUAGUAGUAGCAGAAUUAUUAAAAUUAUUAUGUUCAUAAAAGUUCUAAUAAAUUUAAUUUAAAAACACAA
Molecule: messenger RNA, 1115 nt
Organism: Teleopsis dalmanni
Lineage: Eukaryota; Metazoa; Arthropoda; Insecta; Diptera; Diopsidae
Gene: Mt2
Product: tRNA (cytosine(38)-C(5))-methyltransferase
Exons: 2
Coding region: 35-1084 (349 amino acids)
Molecular function (GO): methyltransferase activity
Source: RefSeq, a predicted model, not a curated record